AUGAGUCCCAAUGUCUAUGAGGAUAAGAUUUUCGAAACUCUCAAUAUCAGAAACGAUCCAUUGGAACCUGAUAAUAAAAUUCCAAAAUUAGGUAAUGAGAGGCGCGAAGCUAAAAGUUCCAAACAGCAUGUAACUGUUAAACUUAUUAAGAAGUACAAGCAUUUAAUGUACUUAAAUUGGUUGUCGCAAAAUGAAAUGAUUGCAGUUGAAGUUAAACCCUUAAGUUUAACCGAACAACUACCACCAUGCCUUAAACAAAACUUAUUUGGUACAAAAUAAUUUUGUUUCGACAAUUUUUUUUAACAAAUAAUAAAUAUUCUUUAAAAAGA
This is a messenger RNA of Agrilus planipennis (emerald ash borer), 329 nucleotides long. RefSeq lists its product as uncharacterized. NCBI's taxonomy places the organism in Eukaryota, Metazoa, Arthropoda, Insecta, Coleoptera, Buprestidae. Bases 1 to 279 code for a protein of 92 amino acids. The transcript has 3 exons. The record is from RefSeq and is a predicted model, not a curated record.